GCUACACCUGGGCCAUUCUCAGCCCAAAACCUGAGCUUUGUCUGCUACAGCGAAUCAUAGCCCAGAAGCCACUACAAUGAGUAAUGACCAAAGAAGUUAAGACAAGGACUCCUCACACCUUGGCUAGAGAAUGCAAUGAGCACAAGAAAGGAGGUGGAUUCAAGAGCUUGGGAGUCAGAAGAGGCCAGAAACACAUGGAGUGGAGGAGGGCUGGUGGAUCAGGGAAGGCUUCUGAGAAGCAGGGACGUUUGAGAAAGACCGUAAAGGAUGCACCGCGUUACAGCAGGCGGAGAGGAGGGGAGGGGCAAGCACUAAAUGCUGAAUGCUGGACGGCGAGGAACACGGAAUGGCAGGCCAUCGGCUGUUCUCUGAACUGUGGUUGCCAGAGUUUCAAACCAGGGAAAAUAAACCACCGUCAGUGUGAGCAGUGCAGACACGGAUGGGUAGCCCAUGCUCUAAGUAAGCUGAGGAUCCCCACCGUGUGUUCCACAAGCCAGGUGGAGAUUGUCCAGUCCAAUGUGGUGUUUGAUAUCAGCAGCCUCAUGCUCUACGGGACCCAGGCCAUCCCUGUUCGCCUGAAAAUCCUACUGGACCGGCUCUUCAGUGUGUUAAAGCAAGAUGAGGUCCUCCAGAUACUCCGUGCCUUGGACUGGACCCUCCAGGAUUACAUCCGUGGAUACGUGUUACAGGAUGCAUCCGGAAAGGUGUUGGAUCACUGGAGCAUCAUGACCAGUGAGGAAGAGGUGGCCACCUUGCAGCAGUUCCUUCGUUUUGGAGAGACCAAGUCCAUCGUUGAGCUCAUGGCGAUUCAAGAGAAGGAAGAGCAGUCCAUCAUCAUGCCUCCUUCCACAGCAAACGUGGAUAUCAGGGCUUUCCUCGAGGGCUGCAGCCACAGGAGCCCCAGCCGCCCCUCUCCCACAGAUAAGGCAAACCCGAGCAGCGCACACCCCUUCGAGAACCUCAUAAACAAUAUGACUUUCAUGCUGCCUUUCCAGUUCUUCAACCCUGUGCCUCCCGCACUGCUGGGGUCACUGCCCGAACAGUAUGUGCUGGAACAGGGUCAGGAGCAAAGUCAGGACCCUGAACAGGAAACCCACGGACCCUUCCCCAACAACAGCUUCAUCACUUCCAGUUCCACACCAUUUCAGACUGAAAAAGAUCAGUGUCUAAACUGUCCAGAUACUGUUCCGAAAAAGGAAGACGGCACCUAUUUAAGUGACUCCAGCUCAUACAACAUUGUCACCAAGCUUGAAAGGACACAGUUGUCCCCUGAGGCCAAAGUGAGGUCCGAAAGGAACGGCCUGGCCACAAAGAAGGGCCGGGUGUUCUGCACCGCAUGCGAGAAGACCUUCUAUGACAAAGGCACCCUCAAGAUCCACUACAACGCUGUGCACCUGAAGAUCAAGCACAGGUGCACUGUCGAGGGCUGCAACAUGGUGUUCAGCUCCCUGCGGAGCCGGAACCGCCACAGCGCCAACCCCAACCCGCGGCUGCACAUGCCGAUGAACAGGAACAACCGGGACAGGGAUCUGCGCAACAGCCUGGGCCUGGCUGCCUCCGAGAGCUACAAGCACCCAGGUUUCGUGGUGACUCCCCCGGACUGCAGGCCCCUCCCUGGCUACCCCAGGUCGGGGGAGGGGGCCAGGGGCCAGCCAGCCUUCCCGAGCAUCGGGCAAAACGGCGUGCUUUUCCCCAACCUGAAGACAGUCCAGCCGGUCCUUCCUUUCUGUAACAGCCCAGCCACCCCUGCUGAGCUGGCAAACACCCCUGGCGUGCUGCCCUCCCUCCCUCUGUUGUCCUCUUCAGUCCCAGAACAGCUGGUUUCAAACCAAGUGCCAUUUGAUGCCCUUCCCAAGAAGAAGUCCCGGAAGUCCAGUAUGCCUAUCAAAAUAGAGAAGGAAGCUGUGGAAAUAGCUAAUGAGAAGAGGCACACUUUCAGCUCCGAUGAAGACAGGCCCCUGCAGGUGGUCAGUGAAGAGGAGCCGGAGGCCUGCAGUCCUGCGCCAGGCAGAGCCCCUGAGGAGCAGCACGCCCAGGCAGGACGCCUAUGGAGGCCUCUCCCUGGAGGAGAGAGGCCCUGCCGUCCAGGGCCAGUGGCUGAGUCCAGUGGCGCCUUCAGCCGAGCCCCUGAGCAGGCCACACACCACGUGGAGAGGGAGGCCGAGCAGAAGCCCGUGCUGGCCACGGUGCCCAGGGAGGUGGAGGCUGGUGGCCGCGAGCCCCUCCUCACUCCCGGGAUGGAGACCUGCGUCCCUUUCCCUGACUACAUCAAACUGCAGCGGCACCUGCUGGCCGGGGGGCUCCUCAGCGCUUUGUCCAGCAGAGGGAUGGCUUUUCCUUGUUUCGAAGAUUCUAAAGAACUGGACCAGCACAUGGGUCAGCACACAUUGGCGAGGCCAAAGGAGGAAGAUCGCUUCCAGUGUGACAUCUGCAAGAAGACCUUUAAAAACGCCUGCGGUGUGAAAACACAUCACAGGAGCACGCAUGCCAAAGAAACGCACGUGUGCACAGUAGAGGGCUGUCAGGCCGCCUUCCCGUCCCGGAGGAGCAGAGACAGACACAGUUCAAACCUAACUGUCCACCAGAAAGUGUGGACCCAGGAAGUGUUCGAGAGCACUGCAGACCAUUUCCAUGCCACUUACCUUCUGAAGGACGCGGCGCAGGGGGCCUGCCCAGAUGCGGAUUUCACACAGCAAGCCUCCCAGACAUCGGUCAUCCUCAAGGGAACCAGUCGGACGGGCAGUCUGGUUUACCCAGUAGCCCAAGUCCACAGCACCGGCCCGCAGAGCUGCAGCUCUGGGCCACCAAGUGAGGGCACCAUCCUGGACCUGAGUACUACCUCGAGCAUGAAGUCAGAGAGCAGCAGCCAUUCCUCCUGGGAGUCUGACGGGGCCAGCGAGGAGGGCACCGUGCUCAUGGAGGACAGUGACGGGAACUGCGACGGGCCGAGCCUUGUCCCCGGGGAACAUGAGUACCCCAUCUGCGUCCUGGUGGAGAAGGCCGAACAGAGCCUUACCAGCCUGCCUUCUGGGCCACCCAUGACGUGUCACCUCUGCCGAAAGAUGUACAGUAAUAAAGGGACCUUCAGGGCUCACUACAAAACUGUGCACCUCCGCCAGCUCCACAAAUGCAAAGUUCCGGGCUGCAACACCAUGUUCUCCUCUGUUCGCAGUCGAAAUAGACACAGCCAGAAUCCCAACCUGCACAAAAGCCUGGCCGCGCCUCCAGGGCACCUCCAGUAACAACAGUGGGCUGUGUGUGCUGGGACAAGCAUCUGUCAUAAUUCAGGAAUAAGGUCGUCCAAAAAUUGUUUCUAACUUGUUUAUACCAUUUGGGGCAAGCCAGGCAAAAAGUAUUUGAGUUGAUUUUAUAGUCUUCUGCCGCAGGGUGAGCAAAGGGCAAGCGUUGUGGGAAGCUGACACGGGGCAGCCUUUCCUAUUGUUUUUCUUAGCCCAUGAGGUUUUCCCUAACCUAAUGAAAAUUUGCAGAAACACAGUUUUCCCACAUUUGUUUACACAUUCCCUGGGAGAACUCCAGGUCUGCAGAUUGAUUGGCCGCCGGGGCCGGACCUCGGGGGUGCUUUGAAGGGAGGCCUGCUGCAUUGUCAGGGAGUGUCCUGGGAGGCAGACUGCCUGCCGUGGGUGAGAAGCGG
Molecule: messenger RNA, 3652 nt
Organism: Manis pentadactyla (Chinese pangolin)
Lineage: Eukaryota; Metazoa; Chordata; Mammalia; Pholidota; Manidae
Gene: BNC1
Product: basonuclin zinc finger protein 1
Exons: 5
Coding region: 84-3242 (1052 amino acids)
Biological process (GO): regulation of transcription by RNA polymerase I
Cellular component (GO): nucleus
Source: RefSeq, a predicted model, not a curated record